AUGAGUUUUACAAGAAACAAACUCCUACCUGUUCUCGUCUUGAUUCUGUCUAGUCUCUCCAUUCUCAGACUCGUUAGGAUUGCACUUACCACAUCUAAUACUUCUCCACUUCUAGCAAUUGCAUUGCCUCCAAAGCUUCAACGCCCAAAAUCAGGGUUCUCAGAGAAACAUAAUAGAACCUCAGCAAAUGAAGCUGCCAUUUCAGGGAAGGAAUUCAAGCUUCUUUCAAAUCUGAUUGCUGAAAAGACGCCCUGCAAUCUCCUUUUCUUUGGGAUUGAAUCACAGUACCUUAACCUCUCAGCAGUCAAUGACGGUGGAAACAAUGUUUUUCUUGAGGAUGAUCCCUACAAACUAAGCACAUUCAAAGUCAACUCAAAUCACACACGAAUGUACAAAGUUGAUUACAAGUUUCAAGCAGAAAAAGCUUACAAGUUGUUAAAGCAUGCAAGAGGAAACAAAUCAUGUGCACCAGACUCAGGGCUCAGGAAUUCGUCAAAGUGCAAACUUGCCUUGACUGAUCUUCCAAGAGAAGUUUAUGAAGUCAAAUGGGAUGUGGUGGUCGUGGAUGGACCAAGAGGAGAUAGUCCUCAGGCACCAGGAAGAAUGGCAACAAUUUACAGUGCCGCUAUCAUUGCAAGAGAAGGGAACACCACUGAUGUAGUUGUACAUGAUACAGAUCGUAUGAUUGAAAAGUGGUAUUCUUGGGAGUUCCUUUGUGAUGAAAAUUUGAUUUCCUCUAAAGGGAAACUCUGGAUUUUCAGGAUUAGAAAUGGGAAAAAUUCGACCAGCUUCUGUCCUGACAAAGUCAUUCAGCAAUGA
This is a messenger RNA of Cucumis melo (muskmelon), 819 nucleotides long. Its product is annotated as glucuronoxylan 4-O-methyltransferase 1. Gene Ontology annotation, biological process: xylan biosynthetic process. The record is from RefSeq and is a predicted model, not a curated record. The transcript has a single exon. The coding region runs from base 1 to 819 and encodes 272 amino acids. Lineage: Eukaryota; Viridiplantae; Streptophyta; Magnoliopsida; Cucurbitales; Cucurbitaceae.